Molecule: messenger RNA, 1320 nt
Organism: Oryza sativa Japonica Group (Japanese rice)
Lineage: Eukaryota; Viridiplantae; Streptophyta; Magnoliopsida; Poales; Poaceae
Source: RefSeq, a predicted model, not a curated record
UUGAGUUAACGGCAGCCACGGAGCACCGAGAUUUCUCGUGGCGAUCGACGAAGAAACGAAGCACGAGAGCCGCGCGCCACGAAUUUUUUUUUAGCGGAGAAAAAAAAAAUGGUUGUGGAGGAGGCCGUCGUCGCGGCCGGCAAUGAGAUGAGCCUGUCCAACAUGGUGCUCGGGUUCUACGAGGAGGCCGAGCUCCAGAGCUCGCCGCCGGGAGACUGCGCCGCCGCCGCCGGUGACGACGACGACGGCAGCGACGACGAGGGGUCCGGCGGCGCCGCCAAGUGCAGGGCGUUCUGGAAGGAGCAGCAGUCGCAACUCUACGAAGCGCUGGCCAAGAUGAGCUCGGCGGAGAGCAGGAUCCAAGCGGACGCGGAGGAGGCCAUGAGGCAGAUGCGCGCGGCGGCGGCGGGCGCCUGCUCCUGCGCGAGCCGCGGCGCGGCGGCGGCGGCGGCAGGCAGCGGAGGCUGCCGGAGCUGCACGCUCCGGUUUCUCGCCGAGCGGCUGCGCGACGCCGGGUACAACAGCGCGAUCUGCAGGUCCAAAUGGCCGCGAUCGCCGGAAAUUCCUUCAGGGGAGCACAGCUACGUGGACGUGGUGGCGCCGACCAGGAGCGGCAAGGCGGUGCGGGUGGUGGUCGAGCCCAGCUUCCGCGGCGAGUUCGAGAUGGCGCGCGGCGGCGCGGGGUACAGGGCGCUGGUGGCGUCGCUGCCGGAGGCGUUCGUCGGCCGCGCCGAUCGGCUGCGCGGCGUGGUGCGCGUCAUGUGCGCCGCGGCGAAGCAGUGCGCGCGGGAGAGCGGCAUGCACAUGGCGCCCUGGAGGAAGCAGCGGUACAUGGAGGCCAAGUGGCUCGCCACGCCGGAGCGGGUCGCGCCGCCCGGCAACGCCGGCGGCGCCGGCGACGCGGUGGCGGUCGGGUCGCCGUCGUCGCCGCUGUCGCCGGGGAUGACGAACAGGCAGAUGCAGCCCAAGUUCAGGGCGUCCAUGCUCACGCUCGACUUCGGCGGCCGGACCGCCGUGGAGGUCGUGUGAGCUAGCGAUCGAUGGGUGAGAAGUUGAGAAGAUUGUUUUGAUUUUGAAUUUUUUGUUUUUUUUUUUGGUAUGUGCACGCGUGGUUUUGACCUUGUUUUGACUUCUGAAGAACAAGGCACGGAGCAGCUAGGCUCUGAAAUUGUGAGGAUUAUGUAAUGAUGAGGAUAUAUAGCUUGGCCAUUUUGGUAAAUAUUUUAUAUUGAAGAAAUUUAAUAGGGAAAAAAGAGGAAAGGCAAUGCAUAUUUUUCCCUGUGGAGCUAAUAAAAGAGGAAAGGCCAUUUCCAAGUAUUA